Molecule: messenger RNA, 504 nt
Organism: Rhizoctonia solani
Lineage: Eukaryota; Fungi; Basidiomycota; Agaricomycetes; Cantharellales; Ceratobasidiaceae
Exons: 3
Coding region: 1-504 (167 amino acids)
Source: RefSeq, a predicted model, not a curated record
AUGAGACGACUCCUUUUGUGGAGAGAGUUUGUCUACUUCUUUGGGCGGUACAAGGUUAUAAUCGUCGCAGCCACCGAAAAGGUUAUACAAAUCCAACCUUAUCAUUCACCUCAGUAUAUCGGUCUGGGUGGAGCAAACUUCGAAACCACCGAGCACUUUAGUCUAGCGAACCACGUUACGAGCCUAUUCGAGCGACCCGAAAUCUUCGAGUACGAGGACGUCUACCACGAUAUAUGCGUUAGCUUUGCCAUGAUCAUGUGCUGCAUCCUACCACGUUGGCCCGCGUUGAAUACCACUCCGUUCAUCAUGCGGUUCAUACGCGCUCACCGCUCGAAUGUUCGUCUCAUCCCGGCGUUUGGACUCGUCCUUGGACUUUUUGCCUUUUCGCGGUAUGACUAUCCAAUGGAUAACCGCUACGGCUCAAGUUUACUUGCUCAAAGCCAAGAUCGUGUUGCCGUUAGGAUGGAAAGGGCGUUGAACGUUCUGGUACUAUUUAUCGGAUGA